Molecule: messenger RNA, 1944 nt
Organism: Tilletiopsis washingtonensis
Lineage: Eukaryota; Fungi; Basidiomycota; Exobasidiomycetes; Entylomatales
Exons: 13
Coding region: 1-1923 (640 amino acids)
Biological process (GO): protein phosphorylation; regulation of glucose metabolic process
Cellular component (GO): mitochondrion
Molecular function (GO): pyruvate dehydrogenase (acetyl-transferring) kinase activity
Source: RefSeq, a predicted model, not a curated record
AUGCGUGCUCGCCAAGCCCGCGCCGUCCUCUCGCGCCUUGGCAGCGGCACGCCCUCGGCGCCGUCGCAGCCGCCGCUGCGCGCACUGGCCACCUCCUCGCCGUCUCUCGCGCCUCAGCCACGCUCCUCCUGGACGACGGCGCCGCGGCAUGCCUCGCCCGGCGCCGGCGGCACCUCGGCGGCGCCCAACGAGGACCCCUCGGCGUCGCUGGGCCGCCACUUCUACCUCAACAAGGUCCUCGAGGCCUAUGCCGCGCGCCCCGCCACGCGCAUGACGCUCCGCCAGCUCGUCUUCUUCGGACGCAGACUGGGCGGCGACAGGGAGAAGAUACUGCGUUCGGCCAACUACGUGCGCCAAGAGCUGCCCGUGCGCCUGGCACAUCGCAUCCGUGAUCUGCAGGCGCUGCCCUUCGUCGUCAUGACGAACAAGCAUCUGGGCGAGGUGUACAACAAAUACUGGCAUGCUUUCGAGACCUUCCGACGCUUUCCCCAGAUCCGCAGCAUGGAAGACAACGAGGCCUUCUGUGCCACGCUCAAGGCUGCGUUGGAUGAUCACUUGACCAUCAUCCCGUCGCUGACGAUUGGCAUCGUCGAGGCGAGCGCGCACUUGCCGCCGGAUCGCUUGGAUCGCUUCAUGGAGCGCAUGCUGAGGAGUCGCAUCGCUCGUCGUGUGCUGGCAGAACAACACAUUGCUCUUUCCGAAGCUCUCGACGACCCCUUUCAUUUCUUCAACGACAUGGCCUCGGACCCCACGUCGGCCGACGCACCCGCCGCCGCGGCCGGGCCCGGCGAGCACGUGGGCAUCAUCUACACGCAGCUCUGCGUGUCGGAGGUGGUGCGCAAGGGCGUGCGCCUGCUGCGCGAGAUGUUUGCGCGCGAAAUGGGCCGCAUGCCAAACGACGAAUGGAUCCCCGAGGUGGCCGUCGAUGGCGAUUUGGAGGCCAGGUUCGCGUACAUCCCGGAACAUCUCGAGUACAUCAUCUUCGAGCUGCUCAAGAAUGCAAUGUCGGCCGUCAUGCGUCGGCCGAUGGAGGAGCGCGAUGUGAUUCCAAUUCGAGUCACGAUUGUCGAGGGCCCGCCGGAUGAGGAUCUGAUCGUAAGGAUCUCGGACUGUGGCGGCGGGCUUCCCGAUCUAGUCGAAGAGAUCACCUCACGACAAGAGCAGCUCUCGCUGCCUCCAAAAGCCUCGGCCCACGCGCAUCCUCUCCUCGCCGCCGUGUCCGAGGGCCGCGAUCCGCCCGCCUACACCGACGACGAGCUGCCCGCCUCCUCUCUCAAUCUCGACGGCGUGCUUCCUGCGCGUCAAGGCUCCAUCUCCACUUUCUCCUCCUCUUCGUCGUCGUCCUCCUCCUCCUCUGCCUCUCGUCGGCGAAGCUCCUCGCCGCGCGAACGCAAGGCAGACGCCACCGCCGGCGACCAGGCGCUCAUCGACGUGCUCACCUCCUUUUCCAGCGUCCGCCGGCGCCUCGAGCUCGAGGAGGAGAUGCGCCAGCGCCGCAGACACAAGCAGCAGCCGCCGACGCUGGGCCUGGCGACGAGCGAAAAGUUCCGCAUCACCGACACGGGCAUUGGCUCGCAGGAGCGGCUGGAUGCGUUGAGAUCGGUACGAGUGUUCAAAGGCACAGUGGCAGAGCAGCUUUCAGUAGCGACAUCUCAAGCCGUGGAUGCGACGUCCAUCGGCGUCAACACCGCCUCUCGCGUGCAAGAGAAGCAGCCCUCGUGGGUGCCGCGCGGCGACGACGGCACGCCGGCGCAUGCCAGUCGUCCCGAGACGGGCCUCGGCCUGCCAAUGACGCGCAUCUACACGGAGUUCCUCGGCGGACGCUUGAGUCUGCGCUCCGUUGAUGGCGGCGGACUGGACGUCUAUCUGCGCCUCCAGAAGCUGGGCGAUGAGAAGGAGCGCAUCGACGACAUUGAAAUGUGAUUAGUUGGCGAUGUCUCUCUC